GAAAGCGUGAAGGCUGGCUUAUGAAGCAGGCCAACAAGAGCGGCCUUAGCAGUUCAGUAGCUAACACAGUCCUCAGUCUGUGCCAGGCCUCUUACACGGUCAAGUGUCGCCCCAGCUCAGGAAGUGCGCGUCCUCUCCGCCCUCCUUUGCCCAGCGAGGAGGCCAGAUCCCUGUGCGUGAGGAACGCGCACUUCUACACAUCUGUCCGCUCGGGACCCCGCGGCCACGUCUUCGGGGUGAACUCGCUCACAGCAGGUGGGCCCGCACAGGAAAGUCUUAAGAGACAUCAAUACUUGAAUUCUUUGUUUCCUCAUGAAAACUCCACUGCUUUUUAUGGAAUAAAUCAAUUUUCUUAUUUGUUUCCUGAAGAGUUUAAAGCCAUUUAUUUAAGAAGCAAACCUUCCAGGGCCCCCCGAUACUCAGCAGAAGUGCGGACUUCCAUUCCCAGCACAUCUUUGCCAUUAAGAUUUGACUGGAGGGAGAAGCAUGUCGUGACACAAGUGAGAAAUCAGCAGACGUGCGGCGGAUGCUGGGCGUUCAGUGUGGUGGGUGCGGUGGAGUCUGCGUGGGCCAUUCGGGGGGAGCCUUUGGAAGACCUAAGUGCCCAGCAGGUCAUCGACUGCUCCUAUAACAAUUUCGGGUGCAAUGGAGGUUCACCUCUCAGUGCUUUGAGCUGGCUGAACAAGACACGAGUAAAACUGGUGAGAGACUCGGAAUACCCAUUUAAAGCACAGAAUGGCCUGUGUCGUUACUUUUCCAGCUCACAGCCCGGAUUUUCAAUCCGAGAUUAUGUUGCAUAUGACUUCAGUGACCAAGAGGAUGCGAUGGCGCAAGCCCUUCUGCUGUCCGGCCCCUUGGUGGUGAUAGUGGACGCGGUGAGCUGGCAGGAUUACCUGGGGGGCGUCAUCCAGCACCACUGCUCCAGCGGGAAAGCCAACCACGCGGUGCUCGUCACUGGCUUCGAUCAAACAGAGCUAUUGGACCUGCAGAAACCCAAUUUGAGACCAGAAGCUGUGUGCCCCCAAGUUGCGCGGGUUUGCACCUCCUUGUGUCUUUCAGGAAGCACUCCCUACUGGAUCGUGCGCAACUCCUGGGGAAGCUCGUGGGGCGCGGAGGGCUACGCCUAUGUGAAAAUGAGAAACAACACCUGCGGUAUUGCAGACUCUGUUUCCGCUGUAUUCGUAUGAUGUGUUGGGAACAUGAAGACAAUGAGAAAAAUAAAAUUGUGCCAUGUAGCAGUGGUAUUUCACUCUAAGCAAGACUCACCCUCGAGCUUUGGCAACUGCUGACAAAAGUCUCUCGGAACUCAGGAUUUAAACCAAGUUGCAGAUCUCCCCCUCCUUGGAGAGGUGGACCCCCAAACCCCUCGGAGGAGCUGCAGCCCUGGGCCUGCAAAGAGAUCUGCGUGUUUCCCACUCUGGGGCAAGUAGGAUGAGGAGCUGCCUUAGGUUUCUCCAACGUGAGCAAGCUGUUGUUUGCUGAUUUCUCUUUUCAUUUUUAACAUGGAACUUGGUUCAGGUCUGAUCAAAGAGCUGGUUACAGUUUGUUUUCCUUCAUGGGAUGUAAUCUGUAGGCUUAGAUUGCCCUUCUCCUUCUCCACAAGAGUCGGGCUGUGAGCCUCACAAUGACCUGGCGGCAUUCCAGGAGCUGGACUCUCAAUUGCUUCCCUCGCCUCCUGGCUCUCACCCUUUCAACAGCAGGGGAUCACGGACAAAGGAAGAAGGAGAAACCAGGUGCAAUGAAAGGACUGCAGGGAGCCGUGUGUGAUCGACCACCUCAAAUAACACUGCCUCUCACACAAACUAUUUUCUGAAAAUUACCAUUGUCAACAGAAACCCAGGGGAUGUAAUUUUUUAGAUUCUUCUGUCUGUAUUACAGAACAAAGCAUUUUCCCGCAUUGACUCACGGUCUCCAACUCUGUACUGUUAUCAUUUCCAAAGGUGCCUGCUGGUCUGGUUUCCCUGGCUAACGAAUUGCUCUUGUCCUCACUUUCCAUUUUUAUUUCCUCCUCACUUACUGGGCUCCCGUUAGCAACACCAGGAUCACACCCGUCUUCCUACCGUGGUUCUCUCAAAUUUCUUUCCCUCGGCCUGGUACAUCAGUCAAAUCGAGAGCACCCCGGGCUCUCUGACUUCCGUUUUGUACUUAGAUCGCCUGGCCCUGUCACAGCUCCUUCUCCGAGCCUCCCUUCUGCUUCCCUGUGGGUGGCCCCGGGUUCACAGUGCCUGCUGUCCUCCUGCCUGUGUCCCAUUGAGUGAGUGACUCGGAUGUGCUGACACCGAUGCGCCCUGACGAACUUCCCUUCUGAGCGGUGAUUGGCUCCUGAGCGAGCCCGGAAAGGACGCUAUGUGGAGCUCAUGCCCUGCGGCCGGGGUGGGAGCCACUGUGGUGUUUUAAGAACCUCAGCACUCAGUUAUUUGAAGUAUUUUACCACAUAGGUACGGUUUCGUCAACUGUAAACAAUUCCUUGACGUUGUAAUCAAAUCCACUAUUUUUCUCAGAAAGCAAAAUAAAAGUAUAUUUCAUAUUAAAAAAGAAA
This is a messenger RNA of Chinchilla lanigera (long-tailed chinchilla), 2539 nucleotides long. RefSeq names its product cathepsin O (gene Ctso). The coding region runs from base 21 to 1187 and encodes 388 amino acids. Lineage: Eukaryota; Metazoa; Chordata; Mammalia; Rodentia; Chinchillidae. Gene Ontology annotation, cellular component: lysosome. The transcript is spliced from 8 exons. Gene Ontology annotation, molecular function: cysteine-type endopeptidase activity. The record is from RefSeq and is a predicted model, not a curated record.